This is a messenger RNA of Pseudoliparis swirei, 1612 nucleotides long. Its product is annotated as claudin-7-A-like. The record is from RefSeq and is a predicted model, not a curated record. Gene Ontology annotation, cellular component: plasma membrane; bicellular tight junction. The coding region runs from base 227 to 850 and encodes 207 amino acids. Gene Ontology annotation, biological process: bicellular tight junction assembly; cell adhesion. Lineage: Eukaryota; Metazoa; Chordata; Actinopteri; Perciformes; Liparidae. The transcript has 4 exons. Gene Ontology annotation, molecular function: structural molecule activity.
UUGAAACAACACCGUUCGUCGUCUGCACACUUGAGUUCAGAAAGCAGAGGGACACAGAAAAGAAAAAACAGACCACAGCGGAAGAGUCCACUUUUUCUGCAACUAAAGCUAACUUCGAUAAACACCGUCCGUUCGUGAGGAGCGAGGCGGUUUGUACCUUCACAGCAGGUGGACGUCGUCUUUGUUGCGCCGUCGUCGAAGAAGAAGUUAAAAAAAAAAAAAAAAAAUGGCCAACUCUGGUCUGCAGAUUUUGGGUUUCGCCCUGGCCCUUAUCGGCUUAAUUGGAUUGAUAAUUGGCACGAUUUUGCCCCAGUGGAAGAUGUCCGCUUACGUUGGGGACAACAUCAUCACGGCGAUAGCCAUGUACGAGGGACUGUGGAUGUCGUGUGCCUUCCAGAGCACAGGCCAGAUCCAGUGCAAAGUGUACGACUCCAUCCUGCAGCUCAACAGCGCCCUCCAGGCAACUCGUGCCCUCAUGAUCGUGGGCAUCCUCGUAACAGCGGCCGGCCUGGGCGUCGCCUGCAUGGGAAUGAAGUGCACCAACUGUGGAGGAGAUGACAAAACGCGCAAAUCCCGCAUUGCCAUGGUUGCUGGAAUCAUCAUCCUGCUUGGAUCUCUGUGUGCCACUGUCGCCUGCUCUUGGUACGCUCACGAUAUCAUCCAAGCCUUCUACAACCCUUUCACCCCUGUCAAUAUCAAGUUCGAGUUUGGGUCAGCCAUCUUCAUUGCCUGGGCCGGAGCCUUCCUCGCUAUCGUGGGAGGGGGCAUGCUGGCAGCGUCCUGCCCAAGAGAAAAGUCAACGCCCAAGUAUCCCAUCUCCAGACCUCCAAGCAGCAAAGAAUACGUUUGAUCGGUCAGAAGCAACACUUUGACUUUCAUGCUAGUCUAACUCUGAUAUUGAAACAUUGAAAAGAUGUUUCCCAGUUUUUUUUAUUUUAGUUUCUUCAGGACUUCCCUGUGAUGUUACUGUAAUAUGUCAAACACAUUAAAGUUUUUAAUAAUGGCUGUUUACUUCCUAAACAGUUUAUUGGCCUUGCCCUGUCCAGAGCUACCGUUGGUGCUGACUCAUUGUAUGCUAUGUCGUAUAGUUCAUUUAAUUGGCACCUAUUAAACACUAAGUUAAAUAUUAAGUUGAAACUCACACAGUUUACAACUACAGUGAUUUGGUGAAAACGUUGUUUGAAUGCACUGAUUAUAAAUCUGAUGUGGCAAUGGACAGCUCUUCCACCACCUGUGACUAUAGGUCAAACGCAGUCCAUAGUUUUAGCACUUGAGAAACAAUUUGCUUCCAUUUAUUUGUGCUUUUUAUUUAUAUGAAAACUACAACUCAUUCAGUGCCAUUGUUGACCAUUUAGAUUUAAGAAAGUGCUGGAGUGACAUUUUAACAAUAAAUUAAAGUAUCCUGAAUCCUUUUACUCAACUUGCCAACGUUUGUUGCCAUACAUGCAGAAUGACAGAUGUGAGCCAUCCAUUUCUUACCAUUUAGGAAUAGACCAUGAUUAUUUCUUCUGUUUUGAUUUUAAGUCUCAAAAAGUUAUGCUGUAUUGAUUUUUUAUUAUUUUUUACUUUUGAAAAAAUGUUUGUUGUACAUAAAAUAAAAAUGAGAAAUGUA